AGUGUAAGGAGGCGGGCAGCGGGCAAGGGGCAGCGGGCAGCGGGCAACCGGCAGGGCAGCUGCCUCGGGCUGGGCUUGUUGUGGGGAGUGGAACGAAGAGCCUGGGGGUGGACAUGCGCUGCGGUCUGUCAAGUCAGGAGGAGCAUGAAAAAAGCAGUGUCUCUGGUUAAUGCAGUAGAUACUGGAAGAUUUCCUCGAUUGCUCACCCGAAUUCUUCAGAAACUUCACUUGAAGACUGAGAACAGUUUCAGUGAAGAGGAAGAAGAAAAACUCCAAGCUGCAUUUUCAUUAGAGAAACAAGAUCUUCAUCUGGUUCUUGAAACAAUAUCAUUUAUUUUGGAGCAGGCUGUUUAUCACAAUGUGAAACCGGUAGUUCUCCAACAACAAUUAGAGAAUGUUCAUCUCAGUCAUGACAAAGCGGAAGCAUUUGCCAGUGCUUGGGCUAGUAUGGGUCAAGAUACAGUUGAAAAGUUCAGACAGAGGAUUUUGGCCCCCCAAAAGCUUGAGACAAUUGGAUGGCAGCUUAACCUUCAAAUGGCUCAGUCUAAUCAAGCCAAGCUGAAGUCUCCUCAAGCUGUGUUAGAACUCGGAGUGAGCAAUGAAGAUUCAAAGAACUUGGAGAAAGUUUGUGUGGAAUUCAACCACAAGGAGUUGUUUGAGUUCUAUAACAAGCUAGAGACCAUGCAAGCACAGCUGGAUUCCCUUAUGUGAUGUUUUUGAAGACUGGUUUUUCCAUCGCACUCCUGCCACCUCAUUAUUUUGUAUUGAAGAUAGAUUGCCAAACUGUGUUUUCUGAAGGACUCAAUGACUUUCUUCCUGUAAAAUUAUAUGGCUUAUCUCCUCUUAGACCAGUAACAUUAGCCAAGGGAGAUUGUUGUUAAGAGUUCUGUGGUUCUAAUUGACUUUCUCUUAUUUUUUUAAGCCAAUAACCAUUGUUAAGAACACUUUUAUUAAAAAAGAAAACAAAAGCUAAUACCAUAUUGUUUUACUGUUGUAUUGUUUUUAUUGCCUAAAUUAUUUACUUUUACAUGCUUGGUGACAUCUUAUAUAUCAGUGUGGCCCCAAAGAUAAAAUUUAUAGUGUGGAUAUUAGCAGAAUAUAAAACUUAAGUAGUCACAGAAGCAGUAAUAGAAACCAACCAACCACACAUACAAGUACUAAUGUUAUUAUAAUCCUUGUACAUAAUAAGAAUUAUAUGUAGUUAGAAAAUAGUUGGGGAAAGAAAUUUGGCAUUUUAUAUUAAAAUAUUUUAAAAGAGUAGUAGUCUCACUUUAUCUCAUCUUAGAUACUCUUGGAUUUUUGGUUUGGGUUUUUAUGGCCAGAUAUAAUGUUCUGUUCUAUCCUAUUUCAUUGAGUGAAUGAAGGAAUGAAACAUUUUGGGUCCUUCUGCAUACCCAGGCAAAGUGCUAAGCACCAGAGAUACAAAGAAAGGCAAAAGACAGUCUCUGCCCUCACAGAGCUCAGAGUCUAAUGGACUGUGUCUUUACGGUACAUAUCAAUAUUCAAUAAUAGAUAGCAUGAGAGAGGACUCAGAGUAGAUUGUUAAGAAAAGUAACAUAUUAACUUAUUAAUUAACUUGCAUAAUGUUAAUUAACAUAUAAUAUUGGCACUUGAAUAGGCAUCACUGAGUAUUUCUACCAUAGCUGCUUUUUCUAAUUAUUUUUCUUCUGUUAGUUUAGUCAAUAUAUAGGGAUACUGAAGUUCUCAGAUAUCUAAUUCCAUAAAAUGACUUAAUUUGCCUCAGUUGUCUUAGAUGGAUGAAUGAAUGAAUGAAUGAAUGAAUGAAAAAUCAUUUUGUUAGCACUGUGCUUACCUACAGCAGCAUUAUAGUUCACUUGUGUCCUGGACUAGGAGAGGGUAGUAGGUUAAAGAGUCAGAUGGUAAAGUGGAAAUCACUGAGGUCAAAAUUAUCAUUGAAAAUCCCUUAAAUCAUUGAUAAAUAUACUUCAGUAUAUUUAAAGAAUAUAGCUGGGAUAGGGCUAAGUACUCUUUAAAAGAAAGCAAUUCGUAUCAGACAACCAGUGGAUCUGAGAUUAUUGAUAUGGAAAUAAUUGGAUGUAAAUCUUAUUUUUCACAAAAUCUAAAUAAGUUAUUGAUUAGGGCAACUGUAGGAACCACGACUUCUACUCAAAUAGAAGACAAAAAUGGAGAGACUCCCCAGUCAGAUAAGUUGAUUUUUUUUUAAGGGUU
Messenger RNA from Dromiciops gliroides (monito del monte), 2190 nucleotides. It is a transcript of the gene COMMD10, whose product is annotated as COMM domain containing 10. Bases 145 to 711 code for a protein of 188 amino acids. NCBI's taxonomy places the organism in Eukaryota, Metazoa, Chordata, Mammalia, Microbiotheria, Microbiotheriidae. The record is from RefSeq and is a predicted model, not a curated record. The transcript has 7 exons.